Messenger RNA from Aplysia californica (California sea hare), 8957 nucleotides. RefSeq lists its product as uncharacterized. NCBI's taxonomy places the organism in Eukaryota, Metazoa, Mollusca, Gastropoda, Aplysiida, Aplysiidae. Gene Ontology annotation, biological process: replication fork reversal; interstrand cross-link repair; double-strand break repair via synthesis-dependent strand annealing. Gene Ontology annotation, molecular function: 3'-5' DNA helicase activity; four-way junction helicase activity; ATP binding. The coding region runs from base 168 to 8180 and encodes 2670 amino acids. The record is from RefSeq and is a predicted model, not a curated record. The transcript is spliced from 24 exons.
GACCAUGGACCGCGAAAUGAGAAAUGUCAGCUUUUUAGUUCUACUUUAGUAGGCGAUUUACACACUUCAUUUUAUGAAUGGACCUUGGCUGAGACUUUCUGAUGCCGUAAGGCAUUCUGAUUUUUGAAGUUGAGUGAGCCCAGUUACUAGAAUUAUAUAGUAAAACCAUGUUGCGGUCACCAGCUUGCAGUGAUGCUGGAUUUGGUGAGGAAGAGGAUGAAGAUAUUUUGCUUCAAGCAGAAGAACUCUCUGCUCUGUGUUAUAAGGACAAAGAAUACACUGAGAUAGUGGAAGGCAUCGACUUUGACGAAGAGAUGAAUGAAGAGGAUGCAGCGAACAUAUCCCUGGGUCUCAAUGGUAAUGAGGGAGUGUCAGCGGCCAUGAGCAGUGAUGAUGUUUGUCCGGAAUUUGACAUGGAAGCUGGGAGUUUGUGGAUUUAUCCGACAAAUUACCCUGUCAGGGAUUAUCAGUUCAAUAUUAUACAAAAGGCCCUGUACAAGAACACCCUGGUUGUUUUGCCAACUGGCUUGGGGAAGACUUUCAUCGCAGCUGUACUAAUGUACAAUAUGUAUCGGUGGUUCCCUCAAAGCAAGGUGAUCUUCAUGGCACCAACCAAACCUCUGGUUGCCCAACAAGUCAAUGCUUGCUACAACAUCAUGGGGAUCCCGAAAGAGGAUACAAUAGAAAUGACAGGCACUAUGUCUCCCGUGCUGAGGCAGCGAGCAUGGAGAGAGAAACGUGUCAUCUUUUUGACCCCUCAGGUUCUGACUAAUGACCUGUCCAGUCGGUCAUGUGAUGCGCACACUGUCAAAUGUCUCGUGGUGGAUGAGGCUCACAAAGCCACAGGGAACCACGCCUACUGUCAGGUUGUGAGGGAACUUGUGAAGGAAACCAACAAAUUCAGAAUUUUGGCCCUCAGUGCAACUCCAGGCAGUGAUCUCAAGGCUGUCCAGCAAAUGAUGAACAACUUACUGAUCAGCCACAUCGAACUCCGGUCUGAGGACUCUUUCGACAUCAAACCCUACACCCAUGAGAGGAAGAUAGAGAAGGUGGUGGUGCCACUGGGGCAGGAGUUGUCGGCCAUCAGACUGCAGUAUAUUCAGGUGAUGACAAUGGUAGUGAAGCGAUUGAUACAAAUCCGGGUCAUCUACAACAGAGAAGCAACGAAAUUGUCCAAGUUUCUUAUUCUGAAAGCACGGGAUGAAUUCAGGCAGAAUCCACCUGGAAGAUUAUCGAAAACCCAGGCAGGGAACAUAGAGGCGGACUUUGCCCUGGCCAUAAGCCUGUACCACGGCUUUGAUUUGCUACAGCAGCAUGGACUACGCUCCUUGUACAACUAUCUGUUGAGUGUCAUCUCUGGCAAAAAGGGCUAUGGGAAAACACGCACCGAGCUCCAGCGCAAUGCAGAUUUCAACGCCAUCAUGGAGCAGUUGAGGGACAAGUUCGCAGCACCUGGACCAGGGACUUCAGCAGGAGAUGCCAAGAUGGUCGUUGGUCACCCCAAAAUGCAGAGGCUGGAAGAGGUUGUGCUCGAUCACUUCAAGACAUUCCAUAAGCGGGGCCUGGAGACCCGAGUGAUGAUCUUCAGCCAGUUUCGAGACAGCGUGCAGGAGAUAGCGGACAUCCUAGGGCAGCAUGCUCCGCUUGUCAAGGUCAUGCCCUUCAUCGGCCAAGCUUCAGCAGGGAAAGCCACAAAGGGUUACACUCAAAAAGAACAGCUGGAGAGCUAUAACCAGAGCCUGUACUCUAAGAAGAGUAUCCACAAAGCUAUAUUGAACGGAGCCAGGUCUCUGCACUUCUACCCAGACAAUCACCGGUUAGUUCCGGCGGCCUUUUUGCCAAAAUGCCACAAGAUGUUCAUCACAGUGACUCCAAGUUCUUCUGGGAGUGGUCAGAAAGUCAAGGCUGGGCAAAGUAAAUCUGCCUCGAAGCAAGGACAAAACCACCGUAAAAUCUCUGAUGUGUUCAAGAAGAGAGGGAGACCUCCAGCCUCCGAUGACGGCCCCACGGUAGAAGAAUGGGAGGACAUUCGUGAAGAGUUCUUGGCUGGUAUGGAAACUGCAAAGUGUCUGCCCCGCUCAAAAUGCGUGUCUCUUGGGAAAGGGUCACAGACAACUGUCUCUGGGAGAGUUCAAGACCCAGAGCAGCUCGACCUGGCUGAGUGGAUGGCGUGGCAGAACAGACAACAGAAGGCUCACAUCACAGGUCACUCUUGUGCCAGUCUACAUCUGGUGCAGGAUGCAGAGUUCAUCGAGCUUCAGAAGGUGUUAGUGGAUGAAGACCCCUAUGGGCCUGAGAUGAGACAAUACUUGAACUCGUCAGACAUUUAUCUGCAUGGGGAGGUGGAUGGAAAUACCAGCAUUGAUGGUCAAGGCAGUAUACGGUCAUUCCUCGCUCCAUCAACCUCAAAGUCUGGCCCAGUGACAGAGAUUGACGAAGAUGAUUCCCCAAAGGGAAGCAGCACAGAGGCGACUGAGGGGAGGAGAGAAUUUGUCAAAGAAAGAGCCUCAAGUUUGUUUACAGAAUGUGGGACUGGUGAAAACUCUGAACAAAGUUGUCAGGGCACAAGCAGUUCUGGUGUUCUGGGAAAAGGCCAAAAAGUCAAGUCAAAAACUCGAGGAAAAAACAUCUAUGGUACAAAGGCUGUGAUGAAAGUUGGAAAGGGGAGGAAAGGAAAGGGAAAACAGACGAAAGGAGCCACUUACGUAGAUGGUUCUGAGGAGUUACAAUGUGUGAAAAAGAAAAAAUCAUCAUUGUUUCAAAUGUUGGAGUCAAUAGCGCCUAGCCCGGGCGGUAGACAAGACUGUGAUGACUUUGAGGAGAAUGAUGUCGUUGAGGUGUUUGGUGACGAGGAUGACAAAGACAAAACGUCACACCAUAGAAAAGAUGUGAGUGAGAAAGAGCAAAGCUUGACAGUCGGAACGUUGAACGUAAAUGAUGCAGAAGCUGAAGGUGCAGAUGUAGUUCUGUGUUCCCCACCGGCUGUGCCACAGAAAGCUGAAAAGACCUCUUCAAGUUGGGAGACCAAUCUUUCUAGUCAAAUGGGACGCUGUACAGUUUUGAAUAAAGACAGGCAAAAGUGUGAUAUUUUUGUGCCCUGUGUUCCCUCUCCUCCCGAUCUCGACGAAGUACAAGAGCUAAAAGAGCUUCUCCUUGAUGUUAAGUCUGGGUCGGAUUUUCGGAAUGUGGAUUUAGAAAAAAUGAUGUCAGAAUGGGAAGUGACAGAAGGAAUGAAUUGUGAGAACAAAGAAAGACAGAGACUGUUUUCCAGUUUAGGUAAGUUGGAUUGUCGGGAGGAAGAGGAAAUACCAAAAUGUUCUCGUGGAGAUUUAAAUAUCUCAUAUGAAGCUGAAAUGCUGAAAUCUGUCUCCUCUUUUCGGAAAAAAUUGCCAGUGUCUGAUCUCACAUCUGCUGCUUCUACAUUUAUUGACAGUGAGAGAGAAAUAAUGUCUUUGAGAGGAAAACCAUGUGAUAGGGAUGGGGAAAUAUGCAUGGAGUCAGGAGAUGAAGGCAGUGAGUGUGAACUGUCCAGCCCGAGCUCUGCUGCUCCGACCUCAAUCCUUCCUGUUAAAAGUGUCCACAGCGGCAUUAAAAAGCCGAAAGUGAUGAACGAGAACAAGAGGAAAUCUGUUACAUUUUGUGAGGAAACAUCUGUGAUUCCGAUCAGUGCUGCAGAAGACAUCUUGAAAAAAGAUUCUGAGAAAUUCAAUGUAGAGACAAAGCCUGCUUGUGGUGCGGUUUCCUCAGAAUUAGAUGAUGAUAUGUUCGAAGAUAUGUCGGAACUUUUUCACUUAAAUUUUGAUGAACUGGACGAGCCUCUUCCCGGAACUGAAGACGAAAAUUUGGAUGAAUUGGACAAUGUCACAGGUGCCAAAAAGGGAGAAGUGAAUUUUCCAGAGCUGGGUGGUCUAGACCCGAAGUUGAAUAAAGAAAAUUUUGGCGAGUUUGAUGAUACUGACCCUGAAGUUGUUGAAGACAAUUGUGAUGAGGUUGAAGAAUCAAACUUCAUUCUGGAAGAAGAAAAUGUUGAUAGAUUUGAUGAUACUGACCCAGAAGUUGUUGAAGAAAAUUGUGAUGAAGUUGAAGAAUCAAACUUCAAGCUGGUAGAAGAAAAUUUUGAUGGGCUGGAUGAGCCCAUGAUGGAAGAAGAAAGAAGAGAAGAUUUUCAAAGCCACACAUCUGGGGCCAGGAGAGGGAAGUUAGCCGGGCUGUCCUUGAGACAGGUAGUGUCCGAGCCAGCAGUGCAACCUUUAGAAACAAAGGAAGGUUUGAAUGUGAGUGGGUGUCAAAAUGCUGAUCGCAGUCACAAUCAUUCUCAGAGUUUUUUUACCUUCUCUCAGGCCCUGUCGGUUCUGAAUGUUAGUAGCUCUGAGGACAAUCCAGCCUCUCAUUCUCCGCCGCUCUCAUCAGCUGAAAGUCAAGCAGGCAAAGUCACCCCUUCCGUCUCACCUGCAGUAGGCUCAAGAGCAUUGAAAUCACAAUCACGCUAUCGCAAUGAUCGUGUCUCUCAGCUGCUUUCACCUAGUGCAAGACUGUUGAAUGAGGACAGACUCUCUCAUCUGCAGUCGCCGAAUGCCAGACAAACCAAUAAUGCCAGAAGCUCUUGCUUGCAAUCUCCAAGUGGCAGCUUAUUUAAUCAUGACCAACUCUCUCGUCUGCAGUCUCCAAGAGGUAGACUGUCUAAUCAUGACCAGCUCUCGCAUCCGCAGUCUCCUAGUUCCAGACUAACUAAAAAAGAUAGACGCUCUCAUCAGCUCUCACCCAAUGCAAGACCGUCAGAUAAUGAUAGACCCACUUAUCUGCAAUCUCCAAGUACAGGGCGAUCUUCUGGUGAGAGACUGUCUCAUCUACACGUGGGCUCACCGUCACCAGAGUCAGCACCAGAGGGCUUAGAAUUUCCUAACCAGAAGGGCAAUCGUCUCAAAGACGUGGAAGAUGUGACUGCACUCAGUGAGGAAGACUCGGACAGCUUGCCCCACUUUGACCUAGGCUUUGAUCUGGACGAUGAAGUAAUCCCUCCCACCCCAGAAAAAAUGUCGUCUUCGUCAUUGAUGAAGAGUGCUUCAGCCAGUUACAAGGCGAAACGGUCAUUUGACCUCUCUAAAGAAGUGAACCAGUCUGACCUUGCACUCUGUGCCUUGUCAGAGAAUACCUCGUGCAAGCAAAGUCCAGUAGCAAUCUCUGGAUGUGACCCUCAUAGCAGUACCUCUGACAUCUUUGAUUUGCCACGAUCAAACAGCGAGGCCUCCUCAUCCAUAAAAAGAGCGAGGACAUCAUCGGUGGCUAUAAAUGACAGAGAAGUUGGUUCUCAAAAGUUGACAUCAAAUGUUGAGACUUUUUCUUUACGGAUUGCAACAAAGGUAUCUGUUAGUAUAAAUGAUACUAAACAAGAAAAAAAGAGCUAUGCCUCAAAAUUUGACUUCAGUUCAUCUUUUGAGCUUCCCACAGAUAUUCCUGAAGAAUGGGAUUGGGAAGUAAGCUCAAAAGCAAAAGACGAGAAAGAUAAAGAAAACCAACCUUUUUCCGACUCCUGUUCUUCGUUUGAUUUUCAAGACGAAGUCAAAGAACCUCUUCAGGAUGUUAACUCAAAAACAAAAGACCAUGCAAAUGAGCAUCAAGCUGCUUCAAGCAUGUCGGCAGAGAAAACCUCAGAAAAAGAAUUCUUAGGUUCGAAAAGUUGUGUUCAGGAAACAUCGUUGUCUCCAUGCUUGAAGUCUCCUCUGAACAAGCAGUCAGAUACGGACAAAUUGAUGCCAUUGUUUUCUCAAAGUGCUGUGCCUAAGCGCGGAGGUCGUCCCAGCCUUCUGGAUGUCACUGUAAUCAGUGACGAGGACAGUUUGGACUCUUUUCAGGUCAUGGCUGUGCCAUUGUCCAAAGAUCAACCGCGUAAGUUGACUUCUUCUCAGGGGCUUGAUGACUCUCCUGGAUGGCUGAGGAAGUCCACUAAACUCUCUCUCGCUGCAGAAAAAUCCUGUAAGCAAUCUAGUUUUCAAAAUGGAGAUCAGGAAACAAAGUUAAGACAGACAAAAUUGCGGCUUGGGAAAAGGAAGGAUAAGAGCUUCGAAGAGUCGUCACAGCACAGAAGAAAACUUUUUGCCCGGGGUCAUGAUGAGGUGAGCACUGGAGAAUCAAGGUUAAAUGAUUUGUCUGUACAGGCAUGGCAAAGUGAAUCUCCUGAGGUCUCAAACAGCAGGCAGGGUCUUUCUCAAAAUACAAAAGGCAGCUCUCAGAAUACCAAAACCAGCUCCCAGAAUACCAAAAACAGCUUUAAAAAUGCUGACAACAGCAGGACUUUUGGCUCAAAAUCAGGAAUUGAAAGCAGAGAAAUGGAAGAGGUGUGUGCUGCGGAGGUCAGGCGAGUCCAUGGAGUGGGUUCCAGCACACCACUGCGUCACACAAGUGUGUCAGCGAGCUCUGCUCACCUGCAGCUGACACCGAUCAAGUUAGUCCCAAGUGAAGAUGAUGAGGCAGAUGAAGAAAGUAUGUUGAUGCCUCUUCGAAGAAGGAUGCGAGCAGCAGUUCUAGAUUUCUCCUCUGAUAGUGAUGUGAACAUCCAUGUGUCUCCCCACACAUCCCUGAAAGGUGAAGCAGUGACAGGGAGCUGUGACAAAACAACACUCUCUUUGAAGCAGACACACUCAGCUGUGAGUGGAAAGAAAAGCUCAUUUGUUCUCUCCGACAUUGAGGAAGAUGAUGAUGAUGAUUUUGAAGAACCUUAUGCCUCGGUGAACACCAGCAAAAAUUCGUCCCAUUCGAAAUCAAAAGCGCCCCUUCGCAGUCGACAGGAGGACUGCAGAGCCAAGAAAAAGAAAACUGCGAAGCACGGCUUUGUGGACGUGGAGGCCCAGGUGUCUGGCAGCGAGGCGUCCUCAGAUGAGCCGGAGGACCAGGAGGACGACCACUAUGACUUCAGCUUCAUCGACAACAACACGCUCAUGACGCAGGCACAAGGCACAGAUAUGCGAGCUGUUUAUCUGAAGUCGGUGAAGAGCCCCCCAGCUGGUCAAGCAGGUGCAUUCAAGCUGCAGUACGGCUGGAAGGAACGUGACGACGAUCGCGACAUGAUCUUUUCCCAAGCCGUGCCUGAGGACUACGGUCUCUCUGAGUACGAGGAGGACAGCUUUUGUGUCGCUUCUGAUGCCGGUGAGUCUGCCUCCCUUUCUAGUCCAGCCCGGCCCAAGGGGAAAAGGAGACAGAAGAAGAAAGACAAUCAGAGAGCUGGAAAGUGCAAGAAGAUUGAAGGAAAGCGCCGCAUUAGAAUGAUCCACAGCUCCUCCAGUGAGUCGGAGAAUGAGGAUGAUCGUCUACCGAUGACUCAAGAGUUUUCAGCACGGCCAACAAAAAGAGGAAAGUUUCUGAACAGCAGCACAGAAGAUAACCAAGAUGAAGAGGAUUUUGAAAGUUCUGACUUGAGGAAAGUGGGAUUAAACCCUGGCGCAGGGGCGUCCAGUCUGGAUGGACGUACCUGUUUGUCCAGUCCCAAGGUGCGCAGUGAGAGUGAUGGUUUUACGCAGUUGAAAGGGGGCAAAAUGGCAGAGGUGGAGGUGGCGGCACCAGAGAAAGAGAACAGAAUGGGAACGUUGGAAGAUUUUGAACUCUUUGAUGAGAACACGUGGCUCGAUGACAUGGAGUUCACAGAUGAGCCGAGGCUGAUGGGAGCGUCUGCUGGCAGACAUGGUGCUGUGAGCCCGGCUUCCGACUCUGUGCAAAAUUCUAAAACUUCAGUUCAAAAUUCAAGGACUUCAGUUCAAAAUUCAAAGACUUCAUCUAAAAUUUCUAUUACUCUAGAGGGAAAUCCUAAAACUUUGGUGAGUGAAAUUAGUACUACUGUGGUGAGUAACUUUAGAAUUGUGGAGGAAAAUUCUGAAAGUGUUUCUUGUUCGGUUUCUGGUUCAUCUGGUGCUGAGCCAUUCCUUUCUUUGUCGAGGGAUGAGAGACUGAGACGACAGAAACAAAAACAGGCCAUGUUCCGACAGAAGCUCGGUGCACGUGAGCGGACAGACGGAUCUAUCGGUGGGAAGGCAAGGGCAACAAAUAGCCAUGUGCAGGAUGGGAGACGAGGAGGUGAACCUGAGAUGGAGAUCAGCUCAGCACAAAAUUUGGGUGGAAAUGCCCAUUCUGGAGACAUGGCUAGGCGUGUUACGAGACUUAGAACUGCCAAGCAGCACACUGCUAAGUGAAAGGAGAGACUUCAGUUCCUCUAGCAGUGAUACAGAAAGGAGAGAGAGGAUGCACUACAACCAGUCAGGAUCCCACCGGUCACUUCAAACACUUCAAGGAAAAGAAACUUGAUGGAGUUCUGGUGUCUUUAUGGGCUUCAGGAAACUAAGUAAAAGCAAGACACUCUCCCUUCAGCGAGAUGUUCGAGUGCAGCAUCAUUUUCUACCACGGAGAGGGGAGAUGGCUUGUUUAUGCCGCCGCAUAAAUAUAUAUACUAUUGGUAUACUUUCAUCAUCUUCAACAAGGGCCAGAUGUUAAACUGACGUCAGUAAAUUAUAUGAUUCGCCACUCAUUUCUCUGUUCAGACACUCUCUAUGUAUACUUUACAUGCUCAUAAUAAGAAGGUGCUACUAGUUCAGAAAAGUUUUUUUUCCCCAUUUUUUUCCUCUGAUGUUGGCAUACUCAUAUAUAUAUAUGAUAUGCCAUAUAAGCAUCUCAUCGGUGAUAAUGGAGGGUUAGAGACUUUCUGACAAGAUGGACAAUUUUGCAUUUUCACUUGCUGGGAGACAAGAUCAAACUAAAAUGCCUGCAUUUGUCAGCAUUAUUACACCAGUGCCCAAGUCAUUUCAUUUUUCAAAGUUUUGUGAAAGUUUUAUUUGAAGAAAAGAGAGAGUGGCCAUGACCUGGACUCUCAUUGUUUUUCCAAUAAAAAGCUUGGAGAAAAUCGUGAAACUACGUAAUUGUAUUGUGAGGUGUCCCUCAAUGUCUUUAUUUGAAUGGGUUUUAUCUGCUGAUUA